CUUCAACACCUUCCGCCAAAUGACAACAUCUUAAACAUUUCCAACAUCAUUCAACAACAUGGACGACCCAACACCUCUCGAGGCCCUGCAAGCGCGUCAUCGAAAAGAGCAGCGCGAUCUCGUUGCCCGUUCAACGCAGAAGAAGAAAUCCGCCACAAAGAAGACGCGGAAGGGCGUGAACGACGAAUGCGAGAGACUAGAGCAAGAGCUCAAGGAGCGACAGGCCCAGGAACUUGCUGAGCUGAACGGCGAAACGACCGAGGAUGCGCCAGCGGACCCGUUAGAGCCGGCUGAUGAGGUGGAAGCGAACGGACUCGAGGCAGACGUAGAGAAAUUAUCGCUUGCGACAAGUCAACCCGAUGCACCUGCACAACCCCCCUCAGAACAACCAGCGGGACCGAAGAAGAAGCAGAAUCGCGCGAAGGCACGUCUCGCCCGUCGCGCUGCCGAACAAGAAGCUCUCAUCGCACAAGCGGAGGAGGAAGCUGCCAACAUGCCGGAUCAGCGCGAGGUUGAACGGGAACAGAUGAAGUCACACUUUGGGAAGUACGGAUUGCAGGAGAAAGAAAUCAGAGCAGAUGGUCACUGUCUAUACGCAGCGAUUGCUGAUCAGAUGGAGACUUCGGGCCUGGGACUGAAACCACGGAUAGAGCCGAAGAUACAUGAAGAGCAGGGGCUGCCAGUUUACAAGACAGUACGACAUGCAGCAGCAGAUUUCAUCGAGGGGAAUCCGGAUGAUUUUGUGCCCUUUAUGGAGGAACCUAUCAAUCAGUACUUGCAGAAGAUCAGGAAUACAGGCGAAUGGGGCGGACACAUGGAAUUACUAGCGCUAGCGAAGACUUAUGGAGUGAGGAUAAAUGUUCUGCACGGGGAUGGGCGAGUGGAUAAGAUCGAGCCGGAGGGAAAUCCCGCCGACGCAAAGGAGAUAUGGUUGGGUUACUACAAGCAUAAUUUCGGUCUAGGAGAGCAUUACAACUCCCUGCGAAAAACGCCUUGAGGACUUCACAGAUUUGAGCAGGUUGGACUGGACACAUCGGCACAUUGCAGGGCAUCGUCGAAUGAUUGCACAAUCCUGUCCCAUUCCAACGCUACGAGACUAUUUAUGGUUCCAGACGCUCACCCAAUCCUUGACUUCACCAUUGAUAAUCCCAACCUGAUGAGUCCGCUUGGGUUUCCAGUGAGCUAU
Molecule: messenger RNA, 1186 nt
Organism: Aaosphaeria arxii CBS 175.79
Lineage: Eukaryota; Fungi; Ascomycota; Dothideomycetes; Pleosporales
Product: OTU-domain-containing protein
Exons: 1
Coding region: 59-997 (312 amino acids)
Biological process (GO): protein deubiquitination
Molecular function (GO): cysteine-type deubiquitinase activity
Source: RefSeq, a predicted model, not a curated record